CUGUCUCUACACAUGUCUGUCUGUCUGUCUCUACACAUGUCUGUCCUUCCAGGUGUGUGUCAGUGACUCAGCUGUUAUUUUCCCCGUUGAGGAGGAAUGUUGUUUGACCUGUCGUCUCACUUCCUGUUUCAUCCUGUUUGCUUCCUGUGUUUAGUCAAAGAAAUGAACUCUGGUGUUUGUGUCUCUGUUUCAUUACAACGGGAAGCUAACGGGAAGCUAACGGGAAGCUAACACUUCCAGCAGGAUGAUGGCGGAGGCUCCAGAUCUGUUCUCAGAGCAGGAACUCACCUGUUCCAUCUGUCUGGACCUGUUCGAUGAACCGGUCUCUACUCCGUGUGGACACAACUACUGUCAGGCGUGUAUCGGAGGUUACUGGGCCUCCAGUCCCGUCUGUACGUGUCCUCUCUGCAAACGACAGUUUGAAGAACGUCCCCGUCUCAGCGUCAACAAAGUCUUCGCUCUCAUCGCUGAUAAAUACAAAGAGUCCCGUUACGGUGCCACUGGGUUACCCUCGGCCGCCAGGAACGGCACGGCGGCGACUGAUGUCACGGCGCCUGGUGACCUGGUGACCUCGUCGGGUGAGGAGGUGGUGUGGUGUGACGUCUGUACGGGGGUCAAACGGCCCGCCGUCAGCUCCUGUCUCACCUGCACCGCCUCCUACUGCUCUCAACACCUGGAGCCGCACCAGACCACGGCCUUCUACUCCAAACACCCGCUCAUGGACCCCCAGGAGGCCCUCAGGGGCCGCACCUGCCGCGCCCACCGCCGCCUGCUGGAGGUUUACUGUCGGACGUGUCAGCGCUGCAUCUGUGCCAUCUGUGUCCUGGAGGAGCAUCGAACUCACCAAACAGUCUCAGUCCAGACGGAGAGACUCGGCAAACAGAAACAGGUGGCGAGGACGGAGCAGGAGAUCCUGAACCGGAUCAGAGAGAAGGAGAUCCAUGUGACUCAGCUGAAGAGGAAACUGGAGGGAGUGAAGAACUACGCAGACGGAGAGCGAGGAGAGGUGGAACACCUCCUGGACCAGGUGACCGGCUCCUUGGACAGGAUCCGGUCUCAGGUUGUGGGCGGGAUUGAGAACCAGCUGGACAGCGUGAUGUCGAAGGGGGAGGGGCUAGUGAGUCGUCUGGAGGCGGAGCUCGGCGAGCUGAUGGACCGGAGAGCCACGUUGGAGGUCCAGGCUGUCAGUCAGGACCACAUCUGCUUCCUGCAGAGCUUUGAGGAGGCCACAGCUCCUCUGGCUGAGGAGCAGCAGGAAGAGGAGGACGAGGAGUUCUCGCUCCACUUCCCGCUGGUGGAGGUGAAGAGCUCUCUGUCUGAGCUGAAGGACAAGAUGGACGACAUCAGGAUGGGGGAGGUCGUCUCCAGAGGGUCGGGGGAGGUCUCCAGAGGGUUAG
Messenger RNA from Anarrhichthys ocellatus (wolf-eel), 1397 nucleotides. RefSeq names its product bloodthirsty-related gene family, member 30 (gene btr30). The transcript has 6 exons. NCBI's taxonomy places the organism in Eukaryota, Metazoa, Chordata, Actinopteri, Perciformes, Anarhichadidae. The record is from RefSeq and is a predicted model, not a curated record. Gene Ontology annotation, molecular function: zinc ion binding. The annotation marks the transcript as partial.